AUGCUGACCUCGACCAUCGAGGACACUUUUUCAGGCAGAGCCGCCAGCACCCUUCUGAAGCGGGCCUCAGAUUUCUCCAGGUUUGCCAAGUGGAUCGUAGCUAACAAAGGGCGCCUGCUGGCGCCGUCCGAAGGCGAGUUGUAUGCUUACAUGCUUCACUUGCGACGGGAGAAAGCCGGAGCUACCGCCGGCGAGUCUUUUCUCAAGGCCUACAAGUUCUUUGUGCACUUGACCGGGGCAGAGAAAGGCUCCAGGAUUUCCCCUCGUGUGCAGGGAGCAGCCAAGCCGAUGUCCAUGGCCAAACGGCCGCUCUGGCAAGCACCGCCCCUUCCAGUGGAGGCAGUGCGGCUCCUGGAAGAAUUGGUUCACGAGUCCGAGGAUUAUGCCAGGGCCAGCAUAGCAGGGUUCAUUCUUUUCUGCCUCUACUCCUCGGCUCGAUGGUCGGAUGCGGCUCGAGGGACCCACUUGUGCAUUGACGUGGCAGGUAACGGGCUUGUCCUUCUUGAGUGUUCGACAAAGCAUUACAAGACGAAGGCCAAGGACCGAAAGGAUACCGUGUUGCCUUUGAUUGCACUGGGCAGCGGCCUUACUCAGCCCUCAUGGGGACGGAACUUUCUGGGAAGGGCCAUGACGGCUGCGGAGGGUUCCUUGUGGCUUCGUGAGUUUUUGCACUUGCAGGGUUUCGCGGGGGAUCUUGAACAGUACAGCUCGCACAGCCUGAAAGCAACAGCCUUGUCCUGGACGGCCAAGAGCGGGACCAUGACCUACGAGGAGCGCCUCACCCAGGGGCAUCAUUGCAGCCCAAAGCACGGCAUGGCUCUCCUGUACUCGAGAGAUGCGCUUGCAGAAAUCAUAGUGAAGGUAGCCAAGGUCGUGAGUGCUGUGAGCAGGGGAGUGCUUAGUCCCGACCUCCCGCGAGCCGAGAGGGUUGCAAGAGGCCUGCAUGGCAAUCCAGCAGAUUUUGCACAUCUUCCAGAGACGACGGCUGAGGAUUUACCGGCCGAGGAGCCUCAAGACGAGAAUAACUCCGAGGCCGGGUCUGACAUAACAAACCUCGACGGUCUCGAAGCGGACCUGGGGGCACCGGCCCCGGAGGAGGUCCGUCCUCGGCUCAGCUGCACGUUUUCGGGAGAGACCUACAUGCACGUCUUGAGUGGAGUGGUGCAUAAGCUGGUCAACCCCGGAAUUUUUGCGGUAGGAAGGUCACUGCGAACAGGAGGCUCAGGAGAAUGUCUGCCAGCAGUGCGCGGCUUGAAGAAAAGAGGAUGUGCUCAGUUGAUCGUUUGCUGA
This is a messenger RNA of Symbiodinium sp. CCMP2592, 1290 nucleotides long. Lineage: Eukaryota; Dinophyceae; Suessiales; Symbiodiniaceae. The record is from the annotation of a GenBank genome assembly.